GUUCCAGUUCUACAAGGCAGUGUUGCGUUGCGUCUCGGUGUUUGCUUCGCGGCCACACACACGAUAACCCAACUCGGCUCCCUCUCCCCCCUUGCUCUCUCAUCUCUCUCUCCAAUUUUCUCGCCGCGCUUCCUACAGAUCUCCUCCCUCCGUCGAGGGGUUGGAAAUGGUCGGAGGAUUCUUGUCGAUUGCUUAUCAUCCCAUUUCUUCCUCACUUCCAACCAAUCCCAUCUCUGAGCCUACUUCACCGUCGAUCGCUUCUUCUCUAGAGUGGCCCAGAUUGUUCCUGAAAUAUCCAGUUCGAUCUCAAAGGCAUUUGCAGCCUCCAGUCCGAAUUGGUUCCCAUAUUGCAAGGGCGAGGGCGUCGGUAAAGGGCAUAACAGUCGUGGAUGAAAAUGGUCGAGGCGCGGGGCAGUUCUUGCAGAGCAACUCUAUUUCGGAUUUCAUGAGGUUUAAGACAGGAUAUAGAGAUGGUAUUGAGAAAAGUAGUGGGACUGGGGAGUUGCAAACGGCUGUGGUUAGCUACAGGAUGAAUUUCCCUUGGUCUCUGCUGAAUCCUUUUCUUCAGGUGGAUUUGGUUUCAACAAUUCACAUUGCGGACAAAGAGUAUUUUGAUAACCUGCAAAAGGGACUUGAGCUCUAUGACUGUGUCCUUUAUGAGAUGGUGGCUAGCAGAGAGAAUUUAGAAAAUAGGAGAAGCUCUGGAUCAACUAAAAGCCUCAAAGCUUCACGCUUCAGAAGUUUCAGUAUUCUGGGAUUUAUCCAAAGGCAGAUGGCCCGAAUUCUUGCCUUAGAAUUCCAGUUGGACUGUCUCAAUUACCAGGCUGACAAUUGGUUACAUGCUGAUCUUGACUUUGAGACCUUUAAAAUGCUCCAGCUUGAGAAAGGUGAAAGCCUAUUCACAUUUGCUAGGGAUAUGACCUUAAAAUCUACAAAAGCAUUUGUGCAAUCAACUUCAAUCCCAGAUGAUCUUGAUCCUUGGAGAUCGAAGCUCUUGCAGGUUUCACGUGUGCUACCUAUGCCUCUUGUAGGACUUCUCAUUAUAGGUAGCGUCUGCUCAGCAGCAGAAAAUCAGGUCUCUGAAUACUCUGAGAUAGAAGCACUCUCUAGACUUGAUAUCGGAGCUGCGUUAAAGAUCUUUUUGGCAAAGAGACUAACUUCAGAGUUUACACAGUCAACUGCAUCUGUAGAAGAGAAAUCAGUCAUCAUAGGUGAAAGGAACAGAGUUGCAGCUGAGACACUCCAGAAGGCAAUAGACAGUGGAUAUAAGAAAAUAGCUGUACUUUAUGGCGGCGGCCAUAUGCCCGACUUAGGAAGGCGUCUUCGCGAAGAGUUCAAUAUGGUUCCCUCUCGGGUCCAGUGGCUAACUGCGUGGUCUAUAAGAAAGAGGGAGCUUGACAGCCAAUCUCUGCCAUUUCUAAGGACUUUGGCCAAACUCUCCGGCUGGCCUCUCAACAGGUACCAGACCCUCGCCUUAUUUAUUUUUUCAUCUAUCCUUGCCGUGGAUCUUUGGUUUUGGGAGCUCUUUUUUGGUACUGUUGUGAAUUGGGCAACAUGGGCUACUACAGAAGUAAACUUACUUACUGAUAACAUAUGGGGCUUUUGAUUGAUAAUGGUAGGAAA
Molecule: messenger RNA, 1623 nt
Organism: Dendrobium catenatum
Lineage: Eukaryota; Viridiplantae; Streptophyta; Magnoliopsida; Asparagales; Orchidaceae
Exons: 5
Coding region: 167-1606 (479 amino acids)
Source: RefSeq, a predicted model, not a curated record